CCACUUGUUGCCUUCAAGCACCACUUGUUUCAUUAGACAAAGUCCCAAGUCAAGAGAAAAUUGAUGUUCUUAAAGUCAUUUGUGGAUUUGAAUUUGAAUAGUUGAUAUGCUGGUAAAUAAUUUUAUGGUAUCAAGAGCUCCCAUAAUCUAUCGAUGUUUUUCUACCCAGGUUUCCCAUAGCCAACUCUUAUAGCUAUGUCCUUCCUACCAAUGGCCAAAAUCCUCUGCCACCAUCAACAACCAACCUCGUGAGCCUCCACUUGUUGUUUUCACCAUCAUUACUAUCAAAUUGACCCGCUCCAACUGUCCACUGUGGUUGGCUUGUCAUCAAUUCUUCUUAUCUCUCUUGGGUCCAGCAAAAUCGGACAAUAUUGAGUUGUAUAAACAUCUCACUCACUCCGUCUGUGUUGUCUACUGUGGCGUUGUCUCCCACAUCUCGUCAAUCCUGGGUAUCUCUGGAACGUCGCUAUGCCUCCACCUCUCACAACCGCAUCCUUCAUCUGCGCAAUGAACUCCUUUGCACCACCAAAGGCGACUUGUCCAUUUCAGAUUACCGGGGCAAAAUCAACUCCAUUGCAGAUAAUCUUGCACUCGCUGGAAACUGACAAUCUCAGCUCCACAUCCACACUGGCUCCGGGAAAUUAUCAGAAACUAAUGGAGGAGGAAAAGCUUGAUCUGAUCAGCAGCUUACCAUUUGAAUUAAAACAGAGAAUUAUAUCCUUCCUGCCAUUGAAAGAGGCAGUAAGCGCUAGUGUCCUUUCAACUCAUUGGAAGAGCCUCUGGUCUCCAAUUCAGGUAAGCUUGAAUUUUGAUCCAAACCCAGUAAACCAUGAAGGCUCAGGUCAAGAAUUCAACCAAGUUAUGGGAAUGUGCAUGAGGUCCUAUGCUUGUCUUGAGCAAUGGAAGCUGUGCCUCAAUGUUGUUGACAGCAAUGAAGCACUGAUUCUCAAAGCCACCAAGGGGGUUGACAGAGAGCUUCAUCUAGAAUUUUUUGAAACAAAGAAAGUUUCAAGAGAUUUCAAAUCAGAGCCAACAUCAACAAGUGCUUGUUUGUGCCUUCACAGCCAUCAUCCUACACAAACAGAUAGUUUUGCUGGGGUGAAGCUUCUCCACCUCAGAUCAGUCACCAACCUCACUAAAACCCUGGUGUCUGAAGUUUUCUCCAAUUGCCAUGUUCUUGAAAGCUUGAAGCUUGAGAAAUGCACGGGACUGGACAGCCUUGAUGUGAAAACAGAUAGCCUGAGGAGCUUGGUGGUCGCAGACUGUUUAAACAUGGCUGCCAUUACAAUUUCUGCACAAAAUCUCAAAUCAUUUUGGUUCCGUGGUGCUCUCCCCCAGAUUAUCACCCUAAAAAACACAAGAAGCUUGGUUGAUGUGGUGCUCAAUUUGAAGGAUGGACCAAUCAACAAUGAGUUUGACUGUGAGGAAAUUCUCUCCAUCCUUUUCUCUUUCAAGGAUGUUGAGGCUCUCACUAUAAGUGGCUGGCUUCUCGAGUUCAACAAGUUAAAAGCAUUAACUUGGAUCGACUCUUUGAUCAACAAGGACAAAAGAGACUCCCUUGCUUGCUUCUUAAAUGCAUGUCCUUUGCUGGAGAAAUUGUUGGUUGAGAUUGACAGCAACCUCAGCACCAUCCCCUGCCCAUUGUUCUACCAAUACUGGCAUGAGCCUCACCUUUGGAUGGACUUCACAAGUGUCAAGUCGAACACUUCACAGCUCAAGCACCUUAAAAGCAUUGAGUUGCUGGGCUUCACUGGCAGAGACCAUGAAUUGCAACUAAUGGAUCUUUUGCUUGAAAAGGCAAUUAGGGUCAACUCAUUGACUUUAACUUGCCCUGAAUUUUUAUCAUAACAAAGUGUAAUGCAUGCAGUUAGAGCUUGGUUCUUUAUGUAACGCUCCCGAGUACUAAUGUUUAAAAUGUCAUUUCGCAUGUACAGUAUUGUUUAGUCAAGUUUAUAUAUAAUUUUUCCACUCAAAUCAAUUACUCUCUAAUACGAGGUUAUGGAGGAUUGUCAAGUAAAGUUGUGCAUAAAUGAAAGGAUUAGUUUC
This is a messenger RNA of Prunus mume (Japanese apricot), 2046 nucleotides long. Lineage: Eukaryota; Viridiplantae; Streptophyta; Magnoliopsida; Rosales; Rosaceae. The record is from RefSeq and is a predicted model, not a curated record.